Durusdinium trenchii is the source of this 1420-nucleotide messenger RNA. Lineage: Eukaryota; Dinophyceae; Suessiales; Symbiodiniaceae. The record is from the annotation of a GenBank genome assembly.
CAAGAUUACACUAAGCAAGGCUUGAUCCGCGAAGCAAAAGACCACAGCUCACUGCUGUGUGCGUGUGGGGAGUCAAUCUUUUUCCCGUCUUCAUGGGUAAGUUUGCCGUUAGUUCGCAUGUGUCCUUGGCCAUGCGGCUGAGCAGGCACUAAUGAGCCUCUCCGUGAGUCUUAGCUUCGAGCAGAAGGUUGCAUACGCUGAGAGAUGUUUGGGCAUCAAUGUUCAGAAUGACAGCCGAGAACUUUUUGACUUCGUCCAGUCCAUGCUGGAAAAGCCGCUCCCUGUGCCAUGGAGACAGUGCUUCGACGAGCACUGGAGACUUUUCUACUACAAUGAGCGGACAAAGAUCUCAGUGUGGAGUCAUCCACUUGAAUCUGCUCACGUUCACCUGGUAGAAGCCUAUCGGCGGAUUGAGGCUGAAGCCUCCACGCUGCAGUCCGAGCUGCGACACUUGAGAGCGCUGGCGGAGGUGAAGCCACCUGUCCAGGCUGAAUCGGCCAAGUGGAGCGAAGCGGAGGCUGAUGGAAGGACCUUCUUCUUCCAUGUCGAGGAGCCGCGCCGAGCCACCUGGGAGAAUCCCCGUGAGGUCAUCAUGGCCAACCUCGCCUUCGAGGUUGAAAUGAUUGGCCAAGCCUUCCCAAAGAUGGAAGUUGCAACUCACAUAGAACACAGCCCAGAGAUGCCAGAGGAGGUUGUCGAAGAGAUGCGAAGGUCAAGAGAACUGUCCUAUGCCUCGUCCCAAAGCGGGCGGCAUAGGAGGCCUUCACGUGCUACUGAUGAGGAAGGGCACAACGGGCACAACAGACAACAGCUGAGGCGGCAACAGGCCACUCUGCUCAUCUCUGUUGCUCGUCGAUGGCUAUGCCAGCUAGACUUGGCGAGAAGAUAUGAGGCACUGCGACGUCUGCAGGGCUGCCUUCGUGCCUGGUUAUAUACAGCGGCUUUGUCCAGAAUGCGGCAGAGUCAGGCUCGAGAUGUGAUGAUCUGCUUCCUGCGCCGCUGGUUGGCAUGGCAGAAUUUGCUAGACCUUGGGGCGGAGGGAUCAGUGGUGGACUCGGUCUAUUCAUCCGACUACGAGCCAGAGUCCCAAUCAAGGUGCAGCCCAAUGAGCGCAGGAGGUGACUCGCUUGCCGCAGGUCAGGAAGAAAAUACUGCGACCGACAGAAACGAGGUGAGCCCGCAGAGUUACAUUUCACUGGACGCUUCCUCUCUCGGGAGGAUGCCGCGCUGGGAAGGCGCUUUGGGAUUUCACCAUGACCGACUCUUCGCUCGAUGCGAAGCAAUCGCUUCGUGGGGAGGUGUUUCUUCGCCUCACUGGCGAUCACAUUUGGAAAUCCCACCCAUGAAAAUCCCCGAGUUCAAGGAGCUUCAGGCACCUCUGAAGAACUUUGAGCUGGAAGCCAACAGCUUUAUCAGUGGU